GUAGUCCCUGAUUUCGGUCCCCUUCUUCUCUAUUCGAUCCCCCAAAUCCCUAUUCGCCAUUAUCACCACACAUCAGCGACCUUCUCUCUCUCUUCCUCAUUCUCUCUCCUAUAGAACAAACCCUAGACCUCCAAUUAUCCUCUCGCAGAGUCCCAUCACAUCCUCUACGUCUUUCUUUGGUGGCAUGAAAGCAAAGUGAGAGAGACUGUGUUGAUUACUCAAAAGAAUCGACACACGACGCCUAAGCGAUUGGAAUUGAGAAAGGAUAUGAGCUGACAUGAGUAGACUGUCAUUUAGGCCUCGUCCUCUUGACAUUCACAAGAAGCUCCCAAUUGUAAAAUCUGUCAAGGAAUUCGAAGAUGACGAGACCCCCACGUCUACUCGUAAUUCGCAGAUUAUGCGUCUCGCUGCAGAGGCCGAUACUGAGGUGCAGCAAGUUCCUACGAAGAAAGUGGCUUCUGAAAUCCCUACUCCAGAGUUUGUUGUUGUUGACACAUAUGAAAGAGAUUAUUCCCGCACUUUCUCUCAACCAACUUCAUACUUACGAGCAAGAGGAGCUCGGGCUGAGCUUGGAGAAUUUGUGGAGUAUGAUGUGGACAACGAGGAUGAAGAUUGGAUUCAGGAGUUCAACGAAGAAAAAGAGCUUCUUACCCCUGAAAUUUUUGAAACUGCCCUAUUUAAAUUGGAGAUAUUGGAUCAUAAGGCACGAGAAAGAGCAGGAAUUAUAACUCCUACUCUUGGCUCACCCGUUCCUGUACUUCUACAAUUCGAUGCUGCUGCUGAGGCCUUACUUCCCUUGUCCAUAGAAUAUGGAAUUUCACAGUGCAUCUAUGAUUACUGGAAGGAAAAGCGUGAACGAUGGCAAAAGCCUAUAUUGCGACGUCUGCAGCCUCCUCCACCAUCUAAUGAUACCAACCCAUAUAACGUGUUUAGACCAAGGGAGAAGGCCCACAGACUUCACACAAGAAGAAUGCAAAGGAGGGAAAACAACGUGCAGUCGUUUGAAAAGCUUCGCCAGGUCAGGCGCAACCUUGACCAAGCCAAGACCCUACUGGAGGCUUUAAUCAAGAGAGAGGAGAAAAAGAGGGAAGUCACGGAGAGCGAAGUCAGCCUUCAAAGGAUCCAAAUGAAGUACAAGCAUGAAACUGAGCUCCUUGAGGACAGCUUGGCUCUGCCUGGAUUUCCUUCCUUCGCAGGAAAAUUUGGUUCAAGUGAGGAGGAAUUCGUGGACUCUGAUGAUGUUGCAUACAGCCGUCAGAAUGCACGACAGAAUACGCCUUUUGCAGACACCAAGCUGGUGAUGGUUUCUCCAGGAAGCAUCAAGCGAGAGUUCAGGAGGCGAAAUGCCCCAAAUGGAUGGCUUCAGAAAUUGGAUCCACUUGAGCCGGUUCUGUUGUUCACUAAACCUCUAGUUCCAGAAAAACUGGCGGCUGUAGGAAUUGUGCCCCCAUCAAGUUCUCCGAUGACAAACAUCGCAUCUGUCCGUUCACAGAGCUUCCACGGGAGGAUUGGCCGAGGGGGGCGAAUUGUAUUCGACAGAUGGAAUCCGCUUAUGCAUACACCAAUCGAUUGUGGUGACACUUUUUAUAUACCUCCAAAACCCCGUCCUUCUAUGCAUAACUGAUGCUCUGCUGGUGCACAAGUGGACCCAUUCGAAAGUGAUUCACUCUCUUCUUUAAAGGUGGCGAGGCAUUGAGGAAUGAAGAGAUUAGUGAAUAUGAGAGGUCUAGUUACGGGUAUAUGAUGCAGAGGCAUGAAGGCAACUUCCAUUAUAAUUUGGAAAGUGGUUGUAUUUUUGGUAUGACAAUGCCUCAUCACAAGGAAGUUUGGCCAUGUUUUGCCUCUGCCCGUUGUAGAAUAAUUGUGUUCUUUGCUUAAAGUAAUCAAGCUCUCUCUCUCUCUCUCUCUCUCUCUC
Rhododendron vialii is the source of this 1915-nucleotide messenger RNA. RefSeq lists its product as uncharacterized. Gene Ontology annotation, cellular component: piccolo histone acetyltransferase complex. Bases 278 to 1624 code for a protein of 448 amino acids. The record is from RefSeq and is a predicted model, not a curated record. The transcript is spliced from 13 exons. NCBI's taxonomy places the organism in Eukaryota, Viridiplantae, Streptophyta, Magnoliopsida, Ericales, Ericaceae. Gene Ontology annotation, biological process: regulation of transcription by RNA polymerase II.